Fraxinus pennsylvanica is the source of this 558-nucleotide messenger RNA. NCBI's taxonomy places the organism in Eukaryota, Viridiplantae, Streptophyta, Magnoliopsida, Lamiales, Oleaceae. The record is from the annotation of a GenBank genome assembly.
AUGGCUACAACUAACAACAGCCACCAUCAAGACAACAGCACAAACACCGGAGGCGGCGGCGGACAGGUGGUGGCACCGUCCAAGACGACUUUUCUAACUUCAAAAACCGUUGAUACACAGUCUGUUCUGAAAAGGUUGCAAUCUGAACUGAUGGCCCUAAUGAUGAGCGGAGAUUCUGGAAUAUCAGCUUUCCCUGAGGAAGAUAACAUAUUCCAUUGGAAAGGAACAAUUACUGGCAGCAAAGAUACAGUAUUUGAAGGAACAGAAUACAAGUUGUCACUAUCCUUCCCUUCCGACUACCCUUUCAAGCCUCCAAAGGUCAAAUUUGAGACAAGCUGCUUUCACCCCAACUUCGAUAUGCACGGGAAUAUAUGCUUGGACAUAUUACAGGAUAAAUGGUCGUCUGCCUACGAUGUGAGGACAAUACUGCUAUCCAUUCAGAGCUUGCUUGGAGAGCCAAACACGAGUUCACCUCUCAACACUCAAGCAGCAUCACUAUGGGGAAAUCAAGAAGAGUACAGGAAAAUGGUGGAGAAAUUAUACAAGCCCACUGGAUAG